AUGUAUGUGUGGUCUUUUCUUCAUUCGAGCAAGAGAGUCUGGGCCAUCUUUUUGAGAAAUCUUCAGACCUCAGAUAACGAGAUAUCGACCACCAACAGCCUGAACCCCGACCCCACACCCCCUCACCAAGACAGUGCCAAGAUCGACACGGCUGCGCACUGCAAACUGGUCCGUCCAAAUAGGAGAGUAGUCCAGUGGAACAAGACAAGGCAUGCAGAUCCCGUGCUGAGAUAUCCUCCCCGCAGCUCAUGCCUUAUCCCGACCGACCAGGCCAUGACGACGUAA
This is a messenger RNA of Morchella importuna, 285 nucleotides long. RefSeq lists its product as uncharacterized. The transcript has 4 exons. Lineage: Eukaryota; Fungi; Ascomycota; Pezizomycetes; Pezizales; Morchellaceae. The coding region runs from base 1 to 285 and encodes 94 amino acids. The record is from RefSeq and is a predicted model, not a curated record.